AUGAAGUUCACCUCCCUCGUCCCCCUGACCUUCCUAGCCCUAACGGGAGCAUCUCCCUGUUCGCAAGGCCCAUCCGACUCAACAGUAACCAUCACGCCCGAGCAAAUAAUCGCCAUUGCGCCAAAGUCUGAAUCAUGUGACGGCGCCGUCGACUUUGUCUCCGAGUGUGGUACUGCGGAGCAGGCUGCCCCUGCGGUGUCCGAAGCCUUCACGAAAUAUGGCCUCACCAACAAGGCUGAGCAGGCUGCUGUGCUAGGCCUCAUGGCCAUGGAGAGCGGCGAGUUCCGGUACAACAAGAACCACUGGCCGGAACCAGGUACUGUGGGCAAGGGAACGCGCAACAUGCAAUCCGUCGACUUCAACAAGCUAUACGCCGCCUCGAUCCUGGAGAUUGCGGACGAAUUCGCGAAAGUCCAGGAUCAGCCCGGCCCUGUUCUGGAUCUGCUCCUUCAAGACCCCGUUCUGGAUUACGGUUCCGGGGCUUGGUUCCUGACUACGCAGUGUAAUGAGACUGUGCGGUCGGGUCUUCAGAACAACGGGGAGGAAGGCUGGAAGGCGUUUAUUACUGGAUGUGUGGUGACUGAGGCGGAUGAGGCGCGCAGAGGUUACUGGUCUAGUGCCGUGACGGCUUUGGGGGCUUAA
Messenger RNA from Aspergillus mulundensis, 642 nucleotides. RefSeq lists its product as uncharacterized. The transcript is spliced from 2 exons. NCBI's taxonomy places the organism in Eukaryota, Fungi, Ascomycota, Eurotiomycetes, Eurotiales, Aspergillaceae. The record is from RefSeq and is a predicted model, not a curated record. Bases 1 to 642 code for a protein of 213 amino acids.